GAGGAGCGCUUCAAAGUCCAUGACCUCCUGGAGCACCGGCGCCUGCUUUGGCAUGGCACCAAUGUGGCAGUGAUUGCAGCCAUCCUGAAGAGUGGGCUACGCAUCAUGCCCCACUCUGGUGGGCGUGUGGGCAAGGGCAUCUACUUUGCCUCUGAGAACAGCAAGUCAGCUGGCUAUGUGGGCUGCACGUCCAAGAAGGUUGGCAUCAUGUUCCUGGCGGAGGUGGCCCUUGGCAAGUCUUACUGCAUCACCCGUGAUGACCCCACGCUGCGUCAGCCUCCCCCCGGCUAUGACAGCGUCCUGGCCUGUGGCCAGACAGAGCCAGACCCCACGCAAGAUGAGGAGGUGCUGCUGGAUGGCAAGAAGGUGCUGGUGUGCCAGGGCAAGCCUGUCCCCAUGCCUGCCUACAAGGACUCCUCCUUCAGCCAGAGCGAGUACCUCAUCUACCGGGAAAGCCAAUGCCGGAUCCGCUUCCUCGUCCAGCUCCGCUUCUGACAGUGUCUGGGCAACCCGUGCCCCGUCCCAGCACCAGCUAGUGGUGUCCACCAACUGGCAGCACAGUGGUCUUGACUCUCUUACUGCCUCAUCUAGUGGGGACAGCCUGGCAUGGGGACAGAGCUUGCUCUGAGGGUGAAUA
Messenger RNA from Indicator indicator, 637 nucleotides. RefSeq names its product protein mono-ADP-ribosyltransferase PARP3-like. Gene Ontology annotation, cellular component: site of double-strand break. The annotation marks the transcript as partial. The transcript has 3 exons. Gene Ontology annotation, molecular function: NAD+ poly-ADP-ribosyltransferase activity. The record is from RefSeq and is a predicted model, not a curated record. NCBI's taxonomy places the organism in Eukaryota, Metazoa, Chordata, Aves, Piciformes, Indicatoridae.